This is a messenger RNA of Didymella exigua CBS 183.55, 1030 nucleotides long. RefSeq names its product polysaccharide lyase family 1 protein. Bases 22 to 969 code for a protein of 315 amino acids. NCBI's taxonomy places the organism in Eukaryota, Fungi, Ascomycota, Dothideomycetes, Pleosporales, Didymellaceae. The transcript has 3 exons. Gene Ontology annotation, molecular function: pectate lyase activity. The record is from RefSeq and is a predicted model, not a curated record.
CUCUAUCAAUCAACCAUCAACAUGCGUUUCUUCGAGGUUGCUACUGUCCUCGCGGCCGCUGGUGCCGUCUCGGCUGCUCCUUUGGAGAAGCGGGCUGCCGCCGUUGAUGAGCUUGUUGGUUUCGCCGCUGGCACGACUGGUGGUGGAUCUGGUGCUGGUACUACUGUGUCAGACUGCGCUGGUUUGACUGCCGCUGCUAAGAUCGGCGGUGUCAUCAAGAUCCAGGGCACUCUCACCGGCUGCGGCAUCGUCAAGAUCCUUGCAAACACGUCCGUCCUUGGUGUUGGCUCCACUGCUGGUCUCACAGACGGUGGCCUCCAGAUCAGGAAAGUUGACAAUGUCAUCGUCCGCAACAUCAAGUUCUUCCGCGCCCCUGCGGGCAAGGACCUUAUCGACAUCGAUCAAGCCACGCGUGUUUGGAUUGACCACAACGACUUCUCCUCCGUCGGUAUCACCGGUGACAAGGACACCUACGACGGUCUCCUCGACGCCAAGCACGGCGCCGACUCUUUGACCUUCUCCUGGAACAAAUUCCACGACCACUGGAAGGGCUCCCUCGUCGGUCACUCGGACAGCAAUAGCGCUGAGGACACGGGCAAGCUGCACGUCACCUACCACCACAACGACUGGACGAACGUCAACUCGCGUCUCCCCUCGGUCCGCUUCGGCACCGCCCACAUCUACAGCUCGUGCUACAACGGCGGCAUCUCCGGUGUCAACUCCCGAAUGGGCGCGCAGGUCCUUGUUGAGAACACCUCGUUCACUGGCGUCACCCGUGCCAUCGUGACCAACCUCGACUCUAAGGUGGAGGGCUUCGCCAACGAGCGCAACAACCUCUUCACCUCCUCCACCACCCAGAUCACACAGGUCGGCACCUGGACUCCCAGCUACGCGUACACUGCCGACGCUGCUGCCGACGCUUGCAGCAUUGUUGCCCAGUCUGCUGGUGUUGGGGUUGUCACCUUCUAAACCCUUGCUCAAGAAGUGAAAUUCGCACACCAUAGCUGUCAGCAUGAGGGAAGCCUGAGGG